AGCACUGUAUUUUAACAGCUGGUUUGCCAAGAAGCCAACAAACAUAAUGAGCAAUUAUAAAGCUAUAGAAAUACCAGAUUCAGACGAGGAUUCGGCGAGUGAAGUUGACGAAACGAUGGGUUCGAAACGCUGUGAAACACCCCUUAGUAGUGCCGGCUCCAAAGCCAAGCUAAGCAACGAACACACCCCUAAAUCAACAAAGGUCGCCAGAACGGAACCUCAUUCGGCGGGCAGUGCGGACUCAACAUCUCCAUCGUCUUCGGAUACGAAGGGCACAUCGCCAAGCACAUCGGCCGAUGUGACCGGUAAAACCGGACGCAAUAGGGCCAGGAAGAGCCAGCAAGGCGCCAGACGCAUAAGUCCUGACCUCCAGUUCGAGUCGGUUGCUCUGGGGGCGGGAGAAGCCGGCGGAUCCAAAGCCCCUAAGAAACCCAAGUUGGAGUCGGACUCCUCGAACUCGCAGGACAAGGUGAGCACGGCCAUCAGGAAUCUGGUGCAGAGCGAGGAGAUGCAGGAGCUCAUCAAGCAGAUUGCCAACGAGCGGGUGCGUUGCAACUUCCUGCUGGCCACCUACCAGCUUCCGGACAUGAACUUCGCCCUCAACACGCCCAUGGAAACGCUGCGGAUUCAGUUUCGAGAGCGUCUAAAGCAGCGUCGGGAUCGUGGGAACCCCACUUCAUCCACUGCAGCUCCAGCCGCCUCCGCCAGCAGCCAAAAAGGAUCCGGCAAGCGAGUUGUGAAAGCACAAAAGCCUCAGUCUUAACUCAGAUUGUAUUCACUAGAUAUUAUCUAUAAGCUGCCUCAUGAUUUGUAAUGUAGUUAAAAAUGUUUGUAGAUAAGAUUAAUUAAUUUGUAUCAAUAGCAGUAUAAGAAGUAUGUUCAAAUAUAAAAUCAUGAAACGCUGACAUUCUGUAUAAAAAAAAAUACAAAUUAAAGGGUAAAUUUGAGAGCCCGACAAAUGUACAUAGUUUUGUUUCUAAGAGAAUUUAUACAUUCAAAUACCAUAAAUCUUAAUUGUAAACUGAAAAGGGCAUUUAUUGACACAUUAUACAA
Drosophila gunungcola (fruit fly) is the source of this 1053-nucleotide messenger RNA. RefSeq lists its product as uncharacterized. The coding region runs from base 47 to 763 and encodes 238 amino acids. The record is from RefSeq and is a predicted model, not a curated record. NCBI's taxonomy places the organism in Eukaryota, Metazoa, Arthropoda, Insecta, Diptera, Drosophilidae. The transcript has a single exon.